AUCACAUUGCGAAAUCAUGGAUAAUAUGAUACGAGGCUCUUUGAUUCGAGAGAGAGCUGUCAAAACUCGCAUUUUUCAUAACAUUUGGCAAUGAUGCCACUGCUGAAAAAAUAUUAGAUUGGGUAUUUAAUAAAUUCUACAAAACACUAAAUUAAACACUUUGAAAAUGCAUACAUAUAUAAAUGCUAAAAUGCAUUAAUUAAUUUACAUAAACAUUUAUUUUGCAAAAAUAUGUUCGCACAGUUCAAUGAAAUUUCAUUUCACAGUAAUUUGGUCAAGUGAUUAUAAUGGUUUACUUCUGGCAUCCCGCCUUUUCUGAAUUCAGCUGAUCGAAAUUCCCUAAUCUCCUUCGCUGUCGAAUAAUCAGGGAACGCGUUUGAGAGAAAAAUUAGAGCCAAUGCGAGAGUCUCGUAUCAUAUUAUCCAUGGCGAAAUGCCGUCGGGUAGGUAGGUUCGAGCUGAUGUAGCGCAUGUUUUGAGCUCUUGAAAUGUUUAAUUUUUUUAUGCGGAAAAUAAAAAAAGGAUAAAGACCCUUUUUUUUACAGAAGUAUUUCGGGGAAAAAUAAUAAGUCAUAUUUUUGGACUACUAUAUAAUAAUUUUGGCAUACAGUUUAUAUAUCAUUUAAAAUAAUAAAUUUAAUAUGCAAUGAUAUUUUAAUUUACGCAAUUUGCAUAAUUUUUCUGUAAAUUAAUAAUAUUAAACGAAAUAUUAAUUUUUCGGAAAAAAGUUAUUUUGAAAAAGUACUUUAUUUUUAUAAUAUAACACAACAACACAUAUUAAGACUCGCUAUUCCAUAUUUCAUAUUACCGAAAUGAAAAUGCCGUCGGCACGUGUGCAAAUGGGACAUGACGCCUCUUCGAAAUUUUCAUAGAAAUGAAAACUGCGCUGUCAAACUGGUGAAGUGACAGUAUAUCACAUAUUAUAAGCAAUAAGCAAUAUGGAGUCUCCGCAGGCAAUAGGCACGGCAAUACAGUUAGUAUGACAUAAAUUUUAUCCUGUCGAGAUGCCCCGUUAUAAGUUGGCUCAGUGUUAAAAGUCAGCUGGUAUUUGUUUUCGGAAAGGAAAACAACUCAGUAAAAUUAAUUUAUUUGGUUUUUAUUACCGUCUCAAGUGUAUACGCAAUUCUUCUAAAUUGCCUAACCGAAUAAAGAUUAAUACAAUCCAGUGUCGGAAAUAAUAACUUUUGGCUCAAAGUGAAAUAUGGAGUAUAAGUGUGAUAAAUUUUCCUAUAGACCUUCAGCUACAGUUAUAAUCGCAACUAAAAAGAAAGUCGAUGCUAAUGCUAAUUUUGAGACCACCAGGAGACUCAGGAUCAAUGUCAUCAAGAUGCGCCAUUUUUUUACACCUGUCUCUUUUUUUUGAAUUGGCUUUUAAAUAAACACUCUAAACUUAGCGACUUGAAAGAUGGAGUCAUGUGUAGAAGUUCACGCAAGUGAGGAAAGUUCUCUGAUCGCCAUUCACUUGGGAGUGGCCAGAAACGAUUCUUUUGCAUAUGACUCAAGCAGCUCACGACUUCCGGUCUUUGACCAAGUAUCCUCUGGGUAGCCUAAGAACAUCCGUUUGAAGGCGAGCUAAAGUGAGAAGGCGAAACAUCCCCUCCAUAGGGUUGUGCGCUGGGUUUGGGACCCGCCACGUAAAAAAACACUCCCAAUGAAAAGGAACAACAAGCCUCGGAUGAGUGACCCCCCUUUUGAUGACGACCAUGGCAAACGAAAUAAGGACUACGAAUUGAGGGCAUGCACCUGGAAUGUCCGAUCCCUUAAUUGGGAAGGUGCCGCUGCCCAGCUGGUUGAAGUCCUCGUGAAAAUAAAGGCUGACAUCACCGCCGUCCAAGAAAUGCGAUGGACGGAACAAGGACAGAGACAAGUAGGUCCUUGUGACAUUUACUACAGUGGCCAUAUAAAGGAGCGCAAGUUUGGUGUUGUAUUCGUGGUGGGAGAGAGGCUCCGUAGCCGAGUACUAUCAUUCACUCCGGAGAAUGAACGUCUAACCACAAUCCGCAUCAAAGCGAGGUUCUUCAACAUAUCGCUGAAUUGCGCCCACGCCCCUACGGAAGAGAAGGACGAUGUGACCAAAGAUGCCUUUUAUGAGUGCUUGCAGCGCACUUAUGAGAGAUGCCCCCGCCACGAUGUCAAAAUCGUGCUUGGCGACUUUAACGCCAGGGUGGGCAAAGAAGGUAUCUUUGGCACUACGGUCGGUAAAUUCAGCCUCCACGACGAAACAUCCCCAAAUGGGUUGAGGCUGAUCGACUUCGCCGGGGCCCGAAAUAUGGUUAUCUGUAGUACUAGAUUCCAGCAUAAGAAGAUACAUCAAGCUACCUGGCUGUCUCCGGAUCGGAAAACCACCAACCAGAUCGAUCAUGUUGUGAUAGACGGAAGACACGUCUCCAGUGUUUUAGAUGUGCGUGCGCUCCGAGGUCCUAACAUCGACUCGGACCACUAUAUUGUUGCAGCCAAAAUUCGCACCCGCCUCUGUGCAGCAAAAAACGCACGCCAACAAACACAAGGAAGGUUCGACGUCGAGAAGCUGCAAUCACAACAGACAGCCGAACGUUUUUCUACUCGGCUUGCACAUCUGCUCUCUGAGAGCACUCAUCAACAACUCGGUAUAAGGGAACUGUGGGACGGCAUUUCAAACUCCUUACGUACAGCUGCAACCGAAACCAUUGGUUUUCGGAAAGUGCAAAAGAACAGCUGGUACGACGAAGAAAGCCGCGUCGCAGCGGAGAGAAAACAGGCUGCCUACCACGCAACGUUACGAUCGACCACAACACGUGCUGGAUGGGAUAGAUACCAAGAGUCGGAGAGAGUACCGAAACGCAUUUCUGGACAGAAAAAGAGAGAAGCCGAAAUGCGUGAGUAUAAAGAGCUUGACAAGCUGGCCGACAGGGGUAAUGCUCGAAAAUUCUACCAAAAACGCGGCGGCUAACAGAAGGUUUCAAGACCGGAGACCCGAUACCCAGAGCUUACUAAAAUUAUGGAGGGAACCCGAUUCCCCAAUCGAUGACGAUGGAGCAGACGUUGCAUUGUCCGACCAUGAAGAAGUUCGAAAAGCAAUCACCCGUCUUAAGAACAACAAAGUGGCGGGGGCUUUGUAAAAUAUGGUCGGAUGAAAGCAUGUCCAAUGAUUGGAAUUUAAGUGUGCUAUGCGCAAUCCAUAAAAAAGGAGACCCCACAAUCUGCGCCAACUACCGUGGGAUAAGCCUCCUCAACAUCGCGUACAAGGUUCUAUCGAGCGUAUUGUGUGAAAGAUUAAAGCCCACCGUCAACAAACUGAUUGGACCUUAUCAGUGUGGCUUCAGACCUGGUAAAUCAACAACCGACCAGAUAUUCACCAUGCGCCAAAUCUUGGAAAAGACCCGUGAAAGGAGAAUCGACACUCACCAUCUAUUCGUCGAUUUCAAAGCUGCUUUCGACAGCACGAAAAGGAGCUGCCUUUAUGCCGCGAUGUCUUAAUUUGAUAUCCUCGUAAAACUAAUUCGGCUGUGUAAACUGACGUUGAGCAACACUAAAAGCUCCGUCAGGAUCGGAAAGGACCUCUCCGAGCCGUUUGAUACCAAACGAGGUUUCAAACAAGGCGACUCUUUUUCGUGUGACUUCUUAAACCUUCUUCUGGAGAAUUCGAGUUGCAGAACUAAACUGAGGUACAAUCUUCUACAGUGGCGGACAAAAGUCUACAUACACCCCGUGUUUUCUUCGAUGUGAGAGUACAAAAACUUUUUAGAAAAAUGUGUUGAUACAGUUUUAUUCUAAUCUUCUUUCUAAUAACAACAAACUUAAAAAAUCCAUUAAUUAAUAUAAAACUACAAAUUUAUGGAAUAAAAACUCAAAAAUUGUGUUGACAAAAGUCUACAUACAGUACAAAAAUAUCUUAGUUCAGUGCGAAAAAUUGUACAAAAUGCUAGUUAUUAAGACGUUUUAGUAUUUAGUUGGGGCCCCAUUGGUAUCUAUAACUGCUUGAAGACGCCGUGGCAUUGAUUCUGCUAAAUUUGUCGACGCUGCAGAUGUAAUGCUGUUCCAAGGUUUCAAUAUGCGCUCUCAGAGUAUAGCAGAGCUAGAAAUUUGGUUCCCACCACCACCACUUUGAGGUGGUGUAUUUAAUUGCCUUGGAGUAUAAUAAAGCAACCAGUCCUUAACAAUUUGCGCCGCAUGCAUCGGAUCGUUAUCUUGUUGUAAUAUCCAACCGGAACCGAGCCCUAAAUUAUCCACCAAAGGCUUCAAAUUAUGUUCCAACAGAUGCUUAUACUUAUAACCGUCCAUUUCAUCUUCAAUAAAGUCCAACUUUCUAACUCCAGAGGCCGCAACAGCUCCCCAAACCAUUACGCUGCCGCCACCGAGCUUCACAAUUGAUACUACGUUCUUCGGUUCAAGGGUGGCGUUAGUUUUCCAUCAAAUUUUACCCCUUUAAUCACUACCAAAAAGAGUGAAUUUAGAAUCAUCUGUAAAUGAAACUUUUUUCCAAAAAUCCAUUUCCUUUUCUUUGUGUUUUUUGGCGAACUUUAAACGAAGUUUCCGGUUUUUUCAGAAAUAAAAGGUUUCUUCCAUGGUGUUCUACUGUGGAAUCCGUUAUCGUUUAGAGUUUUUUUUAUUGUUCUUGGUUGUAUACUCAUUUGUGACGUACUUGCUAUGCGUUCGGCUAAAUUUGGAGCAUUUUCUUUUGAAUUUUGGUCUACUUCGUUGAGAAUCAGGCUGACGUAUCUACGAAAUUGUUUUUUGGGCGUCCACUGCGGGGUUUAUUUUCGUUGGAACCAUUAUUUUUAAAGUUUUUUAAAAUUGUCUGUACUGUUGCCCGACUCAAGUUUAAAAUUUUAGAAAUUUCACCACAUGAUUUUUUUCUUUUCUUUCUUUUAUCGCCAAAUUUCUUACAUUAAUUGAUAUUUCAUUUCGCCGAGCCAACUAAAUUCAAUAAAUGGCAAACAAUAAACAAAUUCAGUCCUAUCACGCAAUCCAUCGUAGCAAAGCUACGAAUACGAAUGUCCGCUACGAGUACGAACAAUUUGCUAUCAUUGAAUUCAUGUGAAUUCGAAACUUUUGUUGCCAGACUUAAUUUUGAAUUUUGACAUUUCGAAAUCAGCUGUGUAGAAGAAAAAAUAAAAAUUAGGAUUAAUAAAAGUGAAAACGUUUAUAUUCAAAUUGAUUUUACGAACAAAAAAUAUGUAUUCGCUAACGUUUUUAUUUAUGUUGCUUGAGGAAGAACGUAAGAGAAGUCGGCGUGAUAUAAAAAUUCACCGAAAAUCACUGAGGGACAGGAGUAACCCUUUCGAUGUGGAUGAAACAAUGUACAGUUCAUAAAUUCAUAAAAAUUCAUUGUUAAAUUUUAUUAAAAUUAUUUUUCUAAAACAGGUUUAUUAAAAACUAUCGCUUAAAUAAGGCGGCCUUUACGUAUGUCCUCGAUGUUCUAGAGAGGAAUGCAAGUUCUUCAAGAUUGUCGUACAAAAAUUCCGCUAAACUUAAAAAUUUUCCGUUCCAAGUGAAUUCAGUGAACGCAACUCUACGAAUUUCGAACUUACUUUCGGAAAUGUUCGAAUUGUACGAUAGCAGUUUCGUAACUUUCCCGAAAAAACACUCUACGAUGGAUUGCGUGAUAGGGCUGAUUGAAAUAAAAGAAAAAGGCUAACUGUUGGAUUUCUUACUUUUGCACUGCACGGAUCCAAGAAAAACGCUUUGAAAUGUUCAAUUCAAAAAGACAAGAAGAAGUAGUUUAUUCAAAAGUUAAAAUGCUAGAGAAAGAAUGUUCUGGUCUUAAGGUUUCUUACAAUACUAAAAAUCAGGGUUACUCAAAAAUGUAAGUUGCUAAAGGGUUGCAUUUCAACACGCCACCUCAACGAACAUAUUUGAGCAUUACAAGUAAAUAUAUUUAACUCAAGUUCAAUAUUUUAUAAAAUUUUUCAUGAUUAGGUCUGGCUAGGUUCUUAGUAAAUAUGUCUGCAAUCAUAUUACUAGUGCUGCAGUAAUUAAGUUCGAUUUCGCCACCUCGAUAGAUAUUUCUUAUAAAAUGAUAUUUAAUAUCAAUGUGUUUACUUCGAGCGUGGUAUACGGGGUUCUUGACUAAAUUCAUAGCGCUUAAAUUAUCUCCGUUCACUAUCAUCGCAUCCGGGCAUUCGAGUUCCAUUUCAGUUAAUAGCUGCUUCAAGUAAACAGCUUCUUUAACAACGCAUGCUAGCGCCAUGUACGAUCGUAUUCGGUUUCUGUGCUGCUAUGUGCUACCGUCGUCUGCUUUUUACAUUCGUAUAAAAACACUCCUCCGGCUAACAUAACUGCAUACCCAGUAUACGAUUUCCGAUCACCUGUGUCGCCACCCCAGUCGGAAUCCACAAAGCACUCAAUUGGUUUACCGGUUUUGUUAUACCUCAGUUACAUAUCUUGUGUGGUGCAUAAAUACCUUAAUAUGCGCUUUGCUGCUGAUAAGUGUUCUACAUGUGGAUCAUUGUUACGCUGUGCUAGCUUACAAACCGAGUGCAAGAUAUCAGGUCGCGUGCACACAGCUAGAUACAUAAGUGACCCGCUGAGUGAUUGAUACUGCACCUGAUCUGCUUUUUUACAAUUCUGGUCAUUACACACAACUUGGUGUCCUGGAUCUAAAGGAAUGGCGAUCGGUCGACAUUUUUCCAUUUGGUACUCGCGCAAUAACCUUUUAAUAUGUCCCUUCUGACUAAUGGCAAUAGCUCCAGUUUCAUCAUCUCUCUCAACCUCCAUGCUUAAAAAGUGCUGGACUUGACCCUUACCCACAACCUCAACUUUAUUUGAUAUCAUAUCCUUUAUAUGUUUUAAGUGACUGUAAUCCGAGCUGGCAAUCAGUAAGUCAUCAACAUAAACGGCUAUAAUAUUCAACUGCUUGCCCCUGUGCAUAACAUAUACGCACGGUUCACACUCACACUGUUUGAAUCCUAUCUGAUUCAAUAUGGAAUCUAAUUUCAUAUUCCAUUGGCGACCGGAUUGCUUAAGGCCAUAUAAAGCUUUCUUUAACUUUAAGCAAUGAUCAGGAUAACGCUUAUCCACAAACAUUUCUGGUUGAUUCAUAUAAAUAUCUUCAGACAAAUCGCUAUUCAAAUAAGCGGUGGAUACAUCCAUUUGAUGUAAGUGCAAACGGUAUUCCGCUGCUAUUGCAAAAAUCAUUCGAAUGGUAUUGUAACGUACGACGGGUGAAAAAGUCUCGGUAUUAUUUACACCGUAAAUUUGCGAACAUCCUUUCGCAACCAACCUCGCUUUAAACCGUUCUACAUUUCCAUCCUUAUUUCUUUUUGCUCUCUUGGUAACUUCACAAGUUCCCAAGUCUUGUUCUUCAACAACGAUUCGUAUUCAACUUUCAUUGCAUUGUACCAAUCGCCAGAAAGUUCACUUGAUAACGCCUCACCUACUGUAUCAAGUACUUUAAUAUUGUCAUACGUCAACAAGCUUAAGUAAUUAUGCUGUUUUUUCGGUCUACCGCAUCCACCAGUACGAAUUAAUCUAGGUCUACCUGGCCCACGUUUAAGCUAAGUUAAGUUGGUUCAUCUUCAGCAGACUCGAAAUCGUCAUCACUUUUCUCUGGCUGCAUGCCACCAUCAUCUACAACUUCAUCUUCGUUCGCGUUAUCGUUUGCCUCAUCAACUUGAAUGACAGGUACCUGAACCAUCUGCUCAUCAUCGGAAACGUGAACAUGUAUCGGAUUCAAUACGUCUUUGAAGUGUCAGAAUAUCCUACCAUAAUAUAUUCUUUACCCUUUGGCUUGAAUUUGUCUCGCUGCCGUUUAUCAAGUGCCACUGCAAAUGAUGCAAACGCUCUUAAAUGCGCCACCGUUGGCUUAUGCCCAUGCCAUGCUUCAUAAGGCGUUACACUAUCUAACGCUUUGGUUGGAGAACGAUUCCUCAAAUACGCGGACGUAGAUACCGCUUCACCCCAUAACGACUGUUCGAGACCUGCACCCAGCAACAUACACCUUGCCAUUUGAAGUAGAGUGCGAUUUAACCUCUCAGCAGCACCAUUUUGCUGUGGCGUAUACGGGACCGUAAGUUGCCGUAAAAUGCCAUUCGCUUUUAAAUAUUCAUCAAAAAUAUUGUUGACAAACUCUGCCCCAUUGUCGCUUCUUAAUAUCUUUAAUUUCUCCCCAGUUUGACGCUCUGCCAUUGCUUUAAAUUCCUUGAAUUUUUCGAACACCUCGCUUUUGUGCCGUAAAAAAUAGACGAAUAUAUAGCGCGUUUUAUCAUCCAUGAAGGUUAAGAAGUAUCGGCCCAAUACAUCGGCUGCAUAAUUUUGUGAGCUACUAUAUGGCCGCUGAGUGCAUUUACUUGACAUGCACAAAGCGCAGUUGACAUCAGUCGGUAUGUUAAUCGGAAGUCCAAACACCAUCUGCUUAUUACUAAGCUGCCGUAAACUUGCGAAAUUCAGAUGGCCAAAUCUAUUAUGCCACUUCAUCACGUCGCCAGCAAUUUUCCUCGCAAAGAACAAUUUAUUUUUAUUUAUUUCAAUUAUCUCUCUGACCUUUUGUGCACAUAAUUUUAUUCCUCCGUGCUUGUUGAAGAUCUUCGCCGUGUUUCCCUUGAAUUCGACAAUGUAGCCACUGUUAACUGCUCUGGCAACUGACACAAAGUUGCACUGUAGACUCGGCACGAACAAAACAUCUACGAGAGUCACAUCAAACUCGUUUGUUCUCAAUCGAACAACACCUCUGCAUUUUGCUAAUAUUUUGUGUUCCGCCGCUAACAUAAUUGAUUCUUCACACGGCUCGAACUCAUCAAACAUGUUGCGGUUACAACAUAAGUGUGAAGAAGCGCCGCUGUCAACGCACCAAACGUCGUUGUGUAAAAUUCUGCUACUAACAGCAGCAGUCCGUUUCUUGUUACAUUUUGGUGCGAAGAAUUUUCUCGAUCUUUUUCUUUACAUUGUGCGGCGAAAUGACCUUUUUUGCCACAACUGUAACAUUUUAAAUUUGAUUUUUUGCUAUUGUCAUUGCGUUUGCUUGCGGUACUUGCGCUGUCGUUCGAUUUUGCAUGUUCAAAAUAUUUUUUUCUUGCGUUUGUGUUUGCGUGUGCUACGAAAGCUUGCACGCUACCCUCGGUAUGCUCAGACUGGCAUGUUCCACGUCGCUCGCCUUCUUCUAUUAACUUAAUUUUAACAGCAGUGAGAUUUGGUAGCUCAUCGCGAGACUCCAAAGCAACCACCAAACUCUCAAAUGAUUUCGGCAGACUCGUAAGAAGCAUAAUAACGAAUAAAUCAUCCUGGAGACUCACUCCAAUUUCAGCAAGCUUCUCUGCGACUGCCGUGAACUUGCAAACGUGUUGCUGGACACACUCACCGUCAUUCAUUCGAAUUCCAAGUAACUGUUUGAACAAAGUUACCUUUCUCACAGGCCCUUUUGGUCUAUGCACUUCUUGUAGACAUUUCCACGCCUCAUUCGCCGAUUUGCAGUUUUUAAUGUGGCUUAUCUGCAUAGGCGUAAUGCUGAGGAUUAUUGUUGCUUUUGCCUUAUCAUCUUUUGCCUUCCAAGCAACACAGCUUUUGCAUCGGCAUCUUCUUUUGGAGCGGGCAAUUCUCCGCACGUAACAGGAAACAACUCUUGAUGGACAAGCACACUUUGUAGCUGCAAGUUCCAUGAGUCAUAAUUGGACUCAUCCAAUUUUUCUAUCUUAAAAGCGACGAACUCAUAUUUUUUAUUAAUUACUUAACGCGAUUUACUAGGCUCCCAGGAAUUUGCACCUGGGCCCAUAACCUGUUGGAUUUCUUACUUUUGCACUGCACGGAUCCGAGAAAAACGCUUUGAAAUGUUCAAUUCAAAAAGACAAGAAGAAUUAGUUUAUUCAAAAGUUAAAAUGCUAGAGAAAGAAUGUUCUGGUUUUAGGGUUUCUUACAAUACUAAAAAUCAGGGUUACUCAAAAAUGUAAGUUGCUAAAGAGUUGCAUUUCAACACUAACGUUACCUUACUGUUAAUAUAACAAUGUACAAAGUAUGAGGUUUGAACUGUUUGUAGACUUUUGUCAAAGCAAUUUUUGAGUUUUUCUUGCAUAAAUUUGUUGUUUUAUUUUAAAUAAUGAAUGUUUUUAGUUAAUUGCUAUUAUAAUAAAUAUUAGGAUAAAACUGUAUAAAUACAUUUUUCUGAAACUUUUUGUACUCUCAUAUCAAUGAAAUAGGGGGUAUAUGUAUACUUUUGUCCGCCAAGUGUACAGCUUCUGGCGUAUGCUGAUAAUAUUGACAUCAUUGGCCUUAACAACCGCGCCUUUGGUUCUGCUUUCUCCAGAAUGGAUAAGGCAGUGAAGUAAAUGGGUCUGGUGGUGAAUGAGGCACCCAUGUCACUGUGGACAGUCCUAACUUCGAAGUUGUUGAUAAUUUCGUCUAUUUAGGAACCAGCAUCACCAACAACAACGUCACCUCGAAAUCCAACGCAAGAUAUCUCUUGCCAGCAGGUGCUACUUCGGACUAAGCAGGCAAUUGAGAAAUAAAGUCCUCUCUCGACGAACAAACACAAAACUCUGUAAGUCACUCAUUAUUCCCGUCCUGCUAUAUGGUGUAUAGCAGUGUUUCCCAAAGUGGGCGAUAACGCCCCCUUGUGAGCGCUGUAGGUGUCAAGGGGGGCGGUAAGAGACCCAGGAAGAAAAUGUGGGCGUUGUGUAGAGGCCUGGGGGGUUAUUUGCAAUUUUAUUUAGCUAGGAGGCCUCUUAGACAACGACUACAUGAGCUCUCGACUCUCAACAACAACUUGUGAGCAUCAACUAAUAUGAUUAAAAGAUUGCUCAAACUCGGUUCUAUAUUUCUCUCCGCGUAGUUCAUAUAUCUCUCCUAUUUUACUGAAUAUAGAAAAAAUGAAAAUCAUGUCAAUCGGUCGUUCCGUUUCAUAACGGGGCAUCUCGACAGGAUAGAAUUUAUAGAAUACUAACUGUCAAACGUAUUGCUAUUGCCAUUGCCAAAUCUGUAUGUGGGCAUUUGCUAUCAUAAUAUAAUCAUUUGCGCAAAGGUGUAGGGUAGGUAGGUUCGAGCUGAUGUAGCGCUUACUUUGAGUUCUUGAAAAAUUUAUUUUAUCACUUGCGAAAUGACGUCGGGUAGGUAGCUGAUGUAGCGCACGUUUUGAGCUUUUGAACUCCUUAAAUCUUUUAUGUGGAAAAUAAAAAAGGAUCUUUAUCCUCUCUUACACAUGUAGUUCUGGGGAAAAUAAGAUAAUAUGAAAAGGAGAAAGGUCCUUUUUUCACAAAUGUAUUUCUGGGAAAAAUUAAAUAAUACGAAAAGGAGAAAGAUCCUUUUUUUACAAAUGUAUUUCUAGGAAAAAUAAGAAUUCAUAUUUUUGGACUACUAUAUAAUAAUUGUGCUUCAGUAUUCCUAUAUAAACAAUGUAAUAUUUAUUUUAUAUUCAUUUGUGGUUUUGCGCAUAAUAGAUGAGCAUUACUUACGCUUCCUUUACACUACUCGCGAAGUUAAACGUAUUUCUCAAAGCAAAACAAUGUCGGAAGUAAAAAAGAAGAGACGGCAAUACUGUGCGGAAUACAUUAAAUUCGGAUUCAUUGAAAAUCCCACAAACCCAUCCUCGCCUUUGUGUCUUCUAUGUCUAAAAACAUUUUCGAAUGAGGCAAUGAAGCCUUCAAGACUGCAAGAUCAUUUGAAUAAAAUGCAUCCAGAUAAGAGAGACAAGAAUAUAGCAUAUUUUCAAGACCUAGAGAAGAAGCAUAAUACUCAGCAAAGUGUAGCAAAACUAUUUUCGGCGGCUGCUAAGCAAGAUGACGACGGACUUCGAGCUUCGUACAAUAUCUCUUUGUUAAUUGCUCAAAAAGGCAAACCACAUAACAUCAGAGAAGAGUUAAUAUUGCCAGCAAUAAAUGAAGUAAUAACUAACUUCAUAAACCGGCCGCAGAUAUUAUCCAAAAAAUUCCUUUGAGUAAUAAUUCUGUGCAAAGACGAAUUGAUGAAAUGGCUGAAAACAUUGAAGAAUCAUUGUGCGAUCACCUGACGACAAGCCAAUUCUCAAUUCAGCUCGAUGAGUCCACUUUACCAACUAAUGAAGCAUUGUUGUUGUCUUACGUGAGGUUUAUUAAAGAUGAGAAAAUAUGUGAAGAACUAUUAUUUGUUAGAAAUUUAGAGACCGAUACAAACCGAAACCAUAUGCAAUAUAUUGGAAAAGUUUUGCGAUGAAAAAGAAAUUCCUUUGAAAAAUAUUAUUUCAAUUGCUACGGAUGGCGCUCCGGCUAUGAUAGGGUGCCAUAAAGGCUUAAUAGCGCACUUAAAAAAUAAAAUUCCAGAUGUCCUUGGUGUACAUUGCGUUAUUCAUAUACAACAUUUAGUUGCUAGAAAUUUAAGUGAAAAACUAUUUCAAUCACUGCAAUAUGUCAUCAAAGCAGUCAUUAAAAUCCGCAACAGCUCUUUGAAUGAUAGAUUAUUUCAUCAGCUUUGUGUUACUAAUGACGAGGAUUUCAAUCGUUUGUUGUUUCAUACUGAAGUUCGUUGGCUAUCAAGAGGCAAUCGUCUGACUCGAUUCUACAACCUGUUUGACUCUGUUAUAGAGUUCUUGAAAACUAAAGAUACAGAAUUUCAAGACAAGCUCAUAACAUCAAAGAAUGUUCAACGACAUGAAUCUCCAACUGCAAGGCGAUAAACUAAAUUUAAUUAAAACAAAAAACGUCGUUGCUGCUUUCGCAGCCUUCUACACAAAAAAAAUCUGGGCAGACGUGAGUUUCACAAUUUUCCGAAUUUAUCAGUAUCAUGCAGUAACGACGAAUUGUUUGCCUACUGCCAACAUUUGGAAAACCUUCACAUUGACUUUACCAAACGAUACCAGGACAUUUUGAACUUGGAAAUACCAGACUGGGUGUUGGAUCCGUUUUCAAAUGUCAACACAGCAAUGUCACCUCAGCUGGAAGAAGAACUUAUAGAAUUGACAACAAACGAGGAAAUAAAAAUCAAGUUCAAAAAUGGUUACCAAGAAUUUUGGCUACAAAAACCGAUCUCGCAAUUGUACCCUGGAUUGUGGUCAAUCGUUCAACGAUUCUUAAUAGCAUUCCCAUCGUCAUAUUUGUGUGAACGUGGAUUUACUGCUAUGACAACACUGCUUACUAAAAAUAGAAAUCGUUUGCUUGUUACCGAACGUGGCGACUUGCUACUGUUCUUGAGUAAAUUGGAACCUGAUAUUAACAAACUUAUUAAACAGCAUCAGAUUCAUCCUUCACAUUAGUUUUUAUAUAUGGAUCGAUAAUUUUAGUUUUAUUUUUAAUAAAAGAUUCUCUGUUUUAAUACUAUAAAGUUGUGUUUCAAUAAUCAUUCUUAUUGGCAGGUGGAGCCCGUAAGAGUUAACUUGAGACCUAAGCGCCGUUGUACGUUACCUACUGCGCUCAGGUUUCAAGUUGCUGGUUAUAGUAAAAGUUUCGUUUAGAAUUCUCCGUUAAUAUACAUAUGAGUAUAUAGGUAACAAUAAUUAAUUUGAAGUUACAUAUAUUGGUUUUUAAAUAGGUGAAAAAAGGGGGGCGCUAAAAAAAUAUUUAUUCUCAAAGUGGGCGGUAGACAAAAUAAGUUUGGGAACCACUGAUCUAAACGUUGAAGUACAUUUGAUUCGAUGCAUAGAAUAGCUAAGCUAUUGAGUCUAUUUGCACUCAUUGUAGAACGUAAGUAGUUUUUAACUCUUUUCAAACACUUCCUACUCUGUCUCCCCUCUUUUUUUUUCUGCUAGACAAAUAGAAACCAGCAUUUCACUGUCUGAAUUCGAGUUCGUUGCAUCUACCGUUAAGGGUAAGUCGCCGGGGCAAGAUAAAAUUUCUUAUCCAAUUAUCAGAAAUAUGCCGAAAAGUCUCAAGCUCCGAUUGGUAAAGCUUUAUAACAAAAUUUUCAAUACUGGUGUCUACCCCCAAUUUUGAAAAACGUCCUGUGUUAUACCAAUACUUAAACCACACAAAUCCUCCGAUGAACUUGCUAACUAUAGGCCGAUUUCCCUCCUUCCAUGUAUGGGCAAAAUUUUGGAAAAGAUCGUGGCAAACCGCUUGAUGUGGUAUGCUCAGCGAAACAAGUUCAUAUCACCGAAUCAAGUCGCCUACAAAAAAGGUCAAGGCACGUUAGACGCUUUAAUCCAACUUGACUACUUCAUUACUAACGCUUUGUCCAGCAAAAACCACGUGUCCGUACUAUCUCUGGACUUCCACAGAGCUUUCGACAAAAUUGGAGCCCAUAUUAUUAUUCGACAACUUAGAAAAUGGAAAAUAGGCCAGAAUAUGAUACGUUUUGUUACCAACUUUCUCACAAACAGAAAACUCAAAGUCAACGUAAAUGGUUUUCUUUCUUCAACACUCCCGCUUUCUAAUGGUACGCCGCAAGGCUCACCUCUUUCAGCCUUCCUUUUUAUCAUUGCUUUCGAUGAUAUUAGUAGGAUGAUAAAAAAUUACAAAGGAGUUGAGCACCAGAUCUAUGCUGACGAUGUCCUAAUCUACACAAAAGUCUCUGACGUUAAUUUAGCUCAAUCCUUAUUUACUAAUAUACUCGCCAGAAUUGAGACUUGGUCACUGGAGUCUGGUGCUUCACUUUCUUUAGACAAAACACAUAUCCUUCAUGUAUGUAGGAAACAAAAUUGCAACCGUAUUUCACUUACCCACAACCAAACUAACAUCGAAUGUAAAACACAGCUGAAAUUACUAGGAUUAAUUUUUGACUCUAAGUAUAAUUUUAAUGCUCACUGUAAAUAUGUCAGAAACUCGUUAAUGACACGCUUAAAUAUUGUUAAAUAUCUUUCGUCUAAGCAUUCAUUUAUUCAUCCGAACACACUAAUCAAUGUUGUCAGAGCUUUGCUAACUUCAAAAAUAGAUUAUGGGCUCCCCAUCUAUGGCAAUUGCUCCAAUAGCAGUAUCAACCUUUUAAAUGCACCAUACCAUUGCGCAAUACGGCGAAGUCUCCGGGCGUUUCCAACCUCGCCAAUAAAAACGAUAAUGGCUGAAUCUGGUUUACCAACUAUUCAAGAAAGAAUUAUAGAUUCUUCGCUCCAAAUUCUUGCGAAAACGGCUGAGAACACCAACCCAUUACUAAAUACAACUAUCACCCAUGCCACGAAAAAAAGAAAAAUUCCAAGAAUACAAUCGGCUAUUUCGAGAUGCUUAAGUUUCGCUGAAGAAAAUAAUAUUUUACGUAACGCAACAUGCAAAUUCACCACACGACAUCCUCCCUGGCUGAUCAAUGAUAAAAUCCUACAGAAUAAGCUUAUGUUUUUGUCCAAGCAAAACACACCAAACGUAGUCUUUCAACAAACCUUUGCUGAACUGGAAUCUAAUUAUACAAAUAAUGGCUGGAAGCUAUUGUUUACGGAUGGCUCCAAGUCCAUCGAUUCCACUUCGUUAGCAGUUGUCACUGCCACAGGAGAAAUUAUUUGCAAUUGGCUUCUCCCCUCAACGAGCUCUGUAUUUACCGCUGAGGGAUCUGCUAUCCUUCACGCAGUUAAUCACGCAAAAAAGACUAAAGGAAAGUUCCUCAUCUGUACAGACAGCAAAUCGUGUAUGUCUGCAAUAACGUCUCCUUCCAAUCGCAAUCCCAUAAUAGAAGUUAUCAGGGACGCGGUCAUUGGUGCCCCUCAGAAAAUCCAAGUAAUGUGGAUCUCCGGCCAUGCUGGUAUUUCAGGCAACCACUUUGCAGACCUCGCUGCGAAAAAUGUAGCCAGGACUCCUGCCUUAACAUACUAUGCCUCAUCCAAGCAAGACAUUUCUAACCUUAUUAAGCACAAAACGCAUCAAAAAAACACAAGCGAAUGGAAAACAUUUAAACACCACUACGCGGACAUAAACCCAGCCAGAAAUCGAAUGAUCUACUCGUCAACAGUUCCAACUAGCGCAAUGAAGACAUAUACUCCAUUAAGGAUUGGACACACUAUCAUAACACACGCCCACUUACUAUCGGGUAAAAGCCCAUCCAUUUGCCCCCUUUGCGAGGACACCGCUUCUAUCAAACACUUACUCACACUCUGUCCGAUGCUUCACUCAACAGCCCACAACUCUUUCAACAUUGAUCUCAUAAAACUACUAAGUGAACCUUCAGAAAAAAACGUUAUGAUUGUUUAUAGAUUCUUAAAAACCAACGAUUUGUUAAAACAUAUUUAAGCAACUUACACCUUUACUAACCCUUAGCAAAUAGAACUUUUUACCUAGUUAUAAUUACAAGGCGGCUGAAGGCCUCGUAGCCAGUGCUGCGUUUAUGUAUUUAUAUAAUAAAACUUCUUUUGUUAUAUGAAUUAUUAUAAAUAAAUAAAUAAAUA
Molecule: messenger RNA, 16176 nt
Organism: Bactrocera dorsalis (oriental fruit fly)
Lineage: Eukaryota; Metazoa; Arthropoda; Insecta; Diptera; Tephritidae
Product: acyl-coenzyme A diphosphatase NUDT19
Exons: 2
Coding region: 1651-2928 (425 amino acids)
Biological process (GO): chromatin remodeling
Cellular component (GO): nucleus; mitochondrion
Molecular function (GO): hydrolase activity, acting on acid anhydrides, in phosphorus-containing anhydrides
Source: RefSeq, a predicted model, not a curated record